CUGAUAGCUAUUACUCACCAUGUACAAAGCCAAAAUCUUGCAAAAAAUCAAAUCGGUGGCAGAAGCCCAUAAGAAUAAAGUCAAAGAUAAGUCCUUCCUAAACAUCGAGUGCAGGGAUUGCAAAACACUCGGACAUUUCAACAAGGCAUACCAUGAAUGCAAGUUUUACAAAGCAGUUUCUGCGCGUGAUGUUGGAAGUAGCGGCAAGAGACGUAAGCAAUCAACUACAGUCAAGGAAGAAAAGAAGCAAGCAAGGAGAAAGAAGAAGCAAACAACUGGAGAUAUCAAGUGCAUCAGUUGUGACUUAAAGGGUCAUUCUAUUUUUUGUUCCAUCGAAUGGAAAAGUUGCCAAGGGUCAUACAGCCCAACUUGAACAAUUCUGUAAAGUCUUCAACUUCAAA
This is a messenger RNA of Mycotypha africana, 401 nucleotides long. RefSeq lists its product as uncharacterized. NCBI's taxonomy places the organism in Eukaryota, Fungi, Mucoromycota, Mucoromycetes, Mucorales, Mycotyphaceae. The transcript has 3 exons. The record is from RefSeq and is a predicted model, not a curated record. The coding region runs from base 20 to 373 and encodes 117 amino acids.